AUGGCGAAUAACGGCAUCCGGCGGAAGGACACCACCAAGGGCCCGCCGCUGCGCAUCCUCUCGUUAGAUGGCGGGGGUGUGCGUGGCUACUCGAUGCUCAUCAUCCUCCAGGAACUCAUGCACCGCACCUUCGUCGAGACAGAGGGAAGGGCCCCAAAGCGACACGAAAUACCGAAACCAUGCGACCACUUCGACCUCAUCGGAGGUACAGGCACCGGCGGCUUGAUCGCCAUCAUGCUAGGAAGGCUGCGCAUGGACGUGGAGACGUGCAAAGAUGUCUACGUACGCAUGACAAAAAGAGUCUUUGAGACGGACAAGACUUUCGCCGGCAUUCCGUACCGACAUACCCUGUUCAAGGCGUCGAAACUCGAGGAUGCCAUCAUGGAGUGUGUGCGGGAGCACACCGUUUACGACGAUGAGGGAAACGACAGCGAGAACGCAAUGUCCUCCAGAGCUGACCUGCGCACGCCAAUGUCACCGGGUAGCGCUUAUCCCACGAGAAUGGAACGAAGCGCAAGCACAGCCAGCAGGUACAGCCAGAUUGGCAUGGCACCGGUGAACCCGCGGAUGGCUGCCUUGAAAUGGGGCAACCCGAAUGCACGGCUCUACGAUAACAGAGAGGAGCGUACGAAGACGGCUGUUACGGCUGUCUACAAGGGCUCCAAGAACGCUAGUACCGGGCAGAUACUCCUACGCUCCUACGAUUCGCGAAAAGAGACAUCAGUAGAACCGAAUGCCACCAUAUGGCAGGCUGGUCGGGCGACAUGCGCGACAGCACUUGCUUUCAAGCCAAUCCAGGUUGGCCAAUCGGUCUUCCUUGACGAAGGCGUCGGCAAAUACAACCCAGCACCAAUGAUCCUUGACGAGGCAGUAUGCAACGAAUGGCCUGGUCGCGAGGUGGGCGUCUUCAUCAGCAUUGGUACAGGAAAAAGGCCCGAGGGAACAAAUCAGCAAGCGCAUCUCUGGUGGGAGGGGUUUGUCUCAAGCGGCAUUGGGGAUUUUGCCGAAGCAAGGCGGAGGUUGAUCAGCAAAAUCGAAGACUGCGAAAAGAUACAUCUGUCGAUGAAGGAUCACCUGGCCAAGCGACAAGUCAACCCGGAACAUUACUACCGACUCAAUGUUAACGUUGGUGUUGGAGAAUUUGGUAUGAACGAGUGGAAUCGCCUCGCCGAAAUCAGCUCCAGCACGCGGAUGUAUUUGGGGGAUAAAGGGGUCCAAAGUAAAACCUUUGAUUCUGCUUCCAAACUUGCAAGGAUCUAUUUCGCCAAGGUGAGAUGGGACAGAGCAGAGAAGGGGCUGCCACCGCGCGGCGGCCCUGUACCACAGCUUAAGAACCCUUACGAGCGUCCUCUUCCUACCGUACCGGAUGCUUCUCCAAUGGUCGUUGAGCUUCCUGCUGAAGAGGUUGCGCCCAACUUCUACUCGCACCAACAGGAACCCGACAUCAUGCUCCAUCCGGCCUAUCGUCGCGCAUCAGAUAACGACAAGUUUGCAGUGCUAGCUUCCGAUGAGUAUCCCGAGCCCAUCGACUCAGCCCUGAGUCCACGCUAUUCUGGUGAAUUCGUCAACCUCAACCGCAGAUCGGCAGAACAAUUUACAGUGGGCUCAGCACACAACUCACCGCGGUUGAGUAACCGGAGCUUCGAGGAGCCGCAACCGAGUAGUCCAUAUCCAAAUAGCCCACCUCCAAGGCCACCAAAGACGCCGUUCGAGGAUGGUCUCCAGCCGUCAAACUUGACUGGCCCACCGACACUGCCACCCCCAACUUCGUCGUUGCCUAAGCCGCCUCCUGGUGCACCGCUGCCGUAUCCAGACACCGACGGACCGCCACCCAUCAAUAUGGCAAGGAAACCUGAAUUCAGACGGUGA
Molecule: messenger RNA, 1869 nt
Organism: Didymosphaeria variabile
Lineage: Eukaryota; Fungi; Ascomycota; Dothideomycetes; Pleosporales; Didymosphaeriaceae
Exons: 3
Coding region: 1-1869 (622 amino acids)
Biological process (GO): arachidonate metabolic process
Cellular component (GO): membrane
Source: RefSeq, a predicted model, not a curated record